UACCUCCUGAGCUUCCUGAUACCGAGAUUUGACACGUAAGACACGUAUCCGUUUCCCCCUACACCUAGAUGCGUCUAAAUGUCAGUAAACUUUGACAGGCCAGUUAUUUCUGCGUGUGUUUCUUAAUAUUAGGUUAUAAGUGAAAACUUCUUUCUCGAGGCGGCGUUUCACGGAAAGCCGACAAAAUGAGUACGACAACCGAGCAACCGUGCUACACCCUGGUAAACGUACCAAUGGACACCGAGCCGCUCCAGCCAAACGAGCUGCAGCUGAAGCUUGACCUGGAGAAGGGCACCUUGAAGGCAAAGAUCGAUGCUAUUAAGAAGAUAAUCCUGCUGUUGCUGAGCGGCGAGAGGUUGCCCGGAUUGCUGAUGUCGAUUAUCAGAUUCGCCCUGCCCCUGCAGAAUCACACUGUCAAGAAGCUGCUACUGAUAUACUGGGAGAUCGUACCGAAGACCUCCGCCGACGGCAAGCUUCUGCAGGAAAUGAUUUUAGUGUGUGAUGCGUAUAGGAAGGACCUGCAGCACCCAAAUGAAUUCGUCAGGGGAUCCACUCUCAGAUUCUUGUGUAAAUUGAAAGAGCCAGAACUUCUGGAGCCACUGAUGCCAGCGAUCAUUGGUUGCUUGGAGCACAGGCACUCCUACGUCAGGCGUAACGCGGUACUCGCCAUCUUCACCAUCUACAGAAACUUCGAGUUCCUUAUUCCGGAUGCUCCGGAAUUGAUAGCGAAGUACCUCGAGGGCGAGCAGGACAUGUCGUGCAGGAGAAACGCGUUUCUCAUGUUGCUGCACGCCGAUCAGAGCAGAGCGCUCGCCUACCUCGCCGCAUGCCUCGAUCAAGUGCCCAGUUUCGGCGAUAUACUGCAGUUGGUCAUCGUUGAGUUGAUAUACAAAGUUUGUCUCGCGAAUCCAUCGGAAAGGGCACGUUUCAUCAGAUGCAUCUACAGUCUGCUAAAUUCGCCGAGCGCGGCGGUGCGUUACGAAGCAGCGGGCACGUUGGUGACGCUCUCCAGUGCGCCAACCGCCAUCAAAGCCGCGGCUUCCUGCUACAUUGAACUGGUCGUCAAGGAGAGCGAUAACAACGUCAAGCUCAUCGUGCUGGAUCGGCUGAUCGCUAUGAAGGACAGUCCCGUGUAUGAAAGGGUGCUGCAAGAUCUGGUGAUGGAUGUGCUCCGUGUUCUAGGAUCACCAGCACUGGAAGUCAGGACGAAGACUCUGGCUCUGGCUAUGGAUUUGGUAACGACUCGUACAAUCGAAGAGAUGGUCCAGCUGUUGAAGAAGGAAGUCCUCCGGACAGCCGGCGGGGAACACGAGGACGCUGGCAGGUACCGCCAACUCUUGGUACGGACUCUUCACGCUUGCUCCAUGAAGUUCGCGGACGUCGCUGUCACCGUCAUCCCGGUGUUGACAGAUUUUCUGUCGGAGAACAACGAAGCAGCCGCUACGGAUGUUCUCGUGUUCGUUCGCGAAGCCAUUCAGAGAUUUGAAAAUCUCAGACCGCUGAUUAUCGAGAAACUUUUAGAGGUAUUCCCUCAUAUACGGUCGGUAAAAGUGCACAGAGCUGCACUCUGGAUUCUUGGUGAAUACGCCACGUCGAAGGAGGACAUAGAAGCUGUGAUGGGCCGUGUGCGUGCAGCGUUGGGCGAGCUGCCGUUGCUCGAGGCAGAAAAUAAGCGUCAAGCUGGCGAAAAGUCCGAGGACGGUAACUCGCAAGCCGCACCCGCGCAGCUCGUCACGUCCGAUGGAACGUAUGCGACGCAGAGUGCUUUCAGUGCGACGUCUGCGAGAAAGAAGGAGGAGAAGCGACCAGCAUUGACGCAGUACAUGAUGGAGGGCGACUUCUUCAUCGGUGCGUCCUUGGCCACGACGUUGGCGAAACUAGCCCUCCGUUACAAGAUGCUCGAGAGCAGUCUCCAGAAGAGCAACCGGUUGCAAGCCGAAGCGAUGUUCGUGAUGUCGAGCGUAUUGCAGCUCGGCCGUUCGGGUCUUCCGAUAAAAGCUAUGACUCACGACGACGCGGAAAGGAUCUCUCUAUGCCUGAGAUCCCUCGCUUGCCCAACGCCCGUCGUGCAAAAGGUCUUCACCGAGGGAUGUCGCGACGCUCUCGGUCGCAUGUUGACAGCGAAGGCGGAGGAGGACUCGCAGAAUCAAAAGGCCAAGGAGAAGCCGGGCAGCGUGGUUCAAGUCGACGACGCGAUUCAAUUCCUGCAGCUGAGUCGGGGAUCCGACUUAGCCGGUGGCGCCGGCGACGUCUUUGAGCAGAGCUUGAGUGCGGCUGUAGUGGGUCGUCCCGGUGCCAGCGGAGAUGCCCCGGCUCCGAGCGCCCUAAGCAAGGUCACCCAACUCACUGGCUUCUCGGACCCGGUCUACGCGGAAGCGCUGGUUCACGUCAAUCAAUACGACAUCGUGCUCGAUGUCCUGAUUGUCAAUCAGACGGAGGACACCCUGCAGAAUUGCACUUUGGAAUUGGCCACGAUGGGUGAUCUGAAACUCGUGGAGAGACCGCAGCCGAUCGUACUUGCGCCGAGAGACUUCGCCACUAUCAAGGCGAACGUGAAGGUCGCGUCUACGGAGAAUGGAAUCAUAUUCGGCAAUAUCGUUUACGAUGUAUCGGGAGCGGGAUCCGACAGAAGCGUAGUAGUUCUGAACGAUAUACACAUCGACAUCAUGGAUUACAUAGUGCCUGCGACGUGUACUGACGCGGAAUUCCGUCAGAUGUGGGCCGAGUUCGAGUGGGAGAACAAGGUCUCGGUCAACACAGCUCUAUCCGAUUUGCGAGAAUAUCUUGCUCAUUUGUUGAAGUCUACAAAUAUGCGUUGUCUCACGCCUGAGAAAGCCCUUUCGGGACAAUGUGGAUUUAUGGCGGCAAAUAUGUAUGCAAAAUCGAUAUUCGGUGAGGACGCACUGGCGAAUUUGUCCAUCGAGAAACCGUUGAACAAAGCGGAGGCGCCAGUGGUCGGUCAUAUCCGUAUCAGAGCAAAAAGCCAGGGCAUGGCUCUGUCACUGGGCGACAAGAUUAAUUCAGCGCAGAAGGGCCCGCAAACAAAGGUUGUGCAGGCUUCUUAAGUCGCAUCGUUACGAUUAAAAUCAUUUCUCAGGCUUUCCAAGCGAGGAUGGAAACUUUUACGAAAUCGGCAAGACUAACGAUGUUACUAAAUGAUUUUCGCGUAUUUCUGGCAUUUCAAUCAUCGAGACAACACGAGCAUCCCGACAUUUUACUGACAUCGCUGGGAUUUCUUUUGGAUUAGUGGAUUAUUUGGCAAUCUAAAUAUAUUGGACUGUCGUUGAUAUCGCAGUUACAUUAAAACGUAUUAUGCAACGUACGUCCAUGUUAAUUUAUAUCACAUUUGAUUAUAUUUCCUACCGAUGCUAUUGUCACAUAAGCAUGCAAUAGUGCGCAACGCGAAGGUAGGAUGUAUUCAUAAAUAAGAGAAUAAAUAUAUACAUAUGAAACACUUUACCUACAUAAAUAUUUCGUUUUCCUUAAUUUUUUUCAGAUGCAAUUAUAUAGAGAAUAAUGUAUGUCUUUUUUAAAUAAAAUAACUAAGAAAAUGGAAAA
Molecule: messenger RNA, 3558 nt
Organism: Ooceraea biroi (clonal raider ant)
Lineage: Eukaryota; Metazoa; Arthropoda; Insecta; Hymenoptera; Formicidae
Gene: betaCOP
Product: coatomer subunit beta
Biological process (GO): intracellular protein transport; endoplasmic reticulum to Golgi vesicle-mediated transport; intra-Golgi vesicle-mediated transport
Cellular component (GO): cytoplasm; COPI vesicle coat
Molecular function (GO): structural molecule activity
Source: RefSeq, a predicted model, not a curated record